Molecule: messenger RNA, 1420 nt
Organism: Linderina pennispora
Lineage: Eukaryota; Fungi; Kickxellomycota; Kickxellomycetes; Kickxellales; Kickxellaceae
Product: mevalonate kinase
Exons: 1
Coding region: 71-1327 (418 amino acids)
Biological process (GO): isoprenoid biosynthetic process
Cellular component (GO): cytoplasm
Molecular function (GO): mevalonate kinase activity; ATP binding
Source: RefSeq, a predicted model, not a curated record
CUUGCUGUUUCUAUUCGAUACACUCUUCAUUCAACCUCAUUUAACCCCCUCGGAGCCCAGGAUGGUGACAAUGCGCAAUUCGUGGAGUCCUUUUGUCGUGAGCGCGCCUGGCAAGGUCAUUUUGUUUGGCGAGCACGCAGUCGUCUAUGGCAAAACGGCAGUGGCUGGCAGUUUGAACCUGCGAGCAUAUGCGCUGGUGACGCCCCGCGACGACGCAACCGUCAGGCUUGUGCUACCCGAUAUCGACAUCGACGUGCACUUCAGCACCCACACGCUGCCGCAGAUCCGCAAGGAGGACCUGGAGCAUCCAGCAGAAAUCGAGUCACUGGUAACAGAGGCCAUCACGGUUCCCGUGGGUCCGGGCCGCACGGCCAUUCUGACGUUUGUCUACCUGUAUGCUUGCCUGUUCUGCAGCGAGGACCGCACCAGCGGCUUCACAAUCACCGUGCGGUCGCUGCUGCCGGUAGGUGCCGGGCUGGGCUCAUCGGCGGCAUUCAAUGUUGCGCUGUCGGCGGCGAUGCUCAAGCUGACUGGGCAGCUUUCCGAUGAGGGCUCGUCGGCAGGGGACAAGCAGCUUAUUAAUGAUUGGGCGUUCCGUGGCGAGCAGGUGGCACACGGGACGCCUUCGGGGAUUGAUAAUGCAGUGGCCACGUACGGCGGGUUUGUGCGGUACAGGAAGGGCGAGGAGCAGACUGACCUGCAGAGCACGCAGGCAUUGCGCGUUCUGAUCACAAACACAAAGGUCCCCAAGAGCACCAAGGCGCUGGUCGCCAGUGUGCGUGUACUGCGGGACCGCCACUCACCGAUCAUCGACGGAAUCAUGGACGCAAUCCACAGCAUCAGCACUAAGGCUGCCAAUCUGUUUGGUGGACCCGAUGCAGGUGAUCUCGAAGUGCAGCUGCAGGACAUGAUCCGCAUCAACCAUGGCCUGCUGGCGACCCUGGGCGUCAGCCAUCCGGCGCUGGAGCGCGUGCGUGACAUCACCGGGACCCGCGGUAUGGCCUCGAAGCUCACUGGUGCUGGUGGCGGUGGCUGCGCAUUGACGCUGAUCCCGAAUGGCCUUCCCAGCGCCGAGGUUGAUGCUGCGGGCAAAGAGCUUGCCGAGGAGGGCUUCCAGUGCUACGAGACGAAUGUCGGUGGCCCGGGCGUCCUGGUGCGCCUGGAGGUCAAGGCGCUGUCAGUCGAGCUGUUCGUUCGCAAUGCGCUUGAUCGCCAUAUGUCGCUGGCUCCCAGCGGCCACCGGGACGAGACCGGCGACCAGUACAGCGGCGUCAUCUCGGCAUUCACCAUUCUCCCCCCAGAUGCUAUUUCCGAGCUGUCGCAGUGACAUGCUCUCAACAAUUUCACACACUUCAAUUAAUUGAUCACCUCAAGAUGUUCAUAUCUAGACAUGCAAUCAGACUAUGCCUGCAAAACGCCC